AUGUUUUUGCCAGAGCCUCGGAGCAGGAACAAUGCCUCGAUUGACUGUGAUGAAUGACUUACUUACCUCAUCAUCUCAUCCAAUGCGGUCUUAGUUGGCUGAGCGACAGCGCCCUUCGCUUGUCAAAACCGUCAGAAGAGAUAAUUGCUCAAGCAGCCAGAAGCAUCAUCUCACGACCCUAGUUGCAUUGUACACCAUCGCGCAACACCAUCGCGCAACACCAUCGCGCAACACCAUCAAGCUCCAUUCUCACCUUUCAUAUUCAGCAAUUCCAAGUCUCGCGGCUCACCCUCCAGCGUCACAUUUAGACCCCUCCCCACUUGACCAACAUGGACGUUGAAUGCCAAUGCGGAGCGGUCGCCUUCAAGACGCCGACCCCAGAACCUCUCGAUAUCUACUGCUGCCACUGCUCCCAAUGCCGCAAGCAGUCCGCCUCCGCCUUCGGCACAUCCGCCAUCUUCCCCGCCGACGGCCUGUUCCCCCUCUCCGACGACCUCGGAUCGAAGCUCCAGUCGUGGACGCGGCCGACCAAGGGCGGCGGACACAUGGACUGCUAUUUCUGCCGCGUCUGCGGAUGUCGCGUCUUGCACCGCGCGCACGACAAGCGCGGCACUCCGAGCCAGACUGUCAGCAUCAAGGGAGGGCUCAUCGCGGGGCUCCAGAUGGACCGGGGGAAACACAUCUGGACGAGCAGCGCCGUCGUACGGAUCCCCGAGGAGGCUGAGAGGUGGGCCGAGUCGCCGCCUGGCACUCCCACUGACAACGACCAGUGAGGAGGUUAUUGUCUGUCAAGAUGGUCACACGAAGAGUGGAGGGGCGGGGUCUCAGCUG
Molecule: messenger RNA, 831 nt
Organism: Colletotrichum destructivum
Lineage: Eukaryota; Fungi; Ascomycota; Sordariomycetes; Glomerellales; Glomerellaceae
Product: Putative CENP-V/GFA domain, Mss4-like superfamily protein
Exons: 1
Coding region: 330-773 (147 amino acids)
Molecular function (GO): carbon-sulfur lyase activity
Source: RefSeq, a predicted model, not a curated record